Acipenser ruthenus (sterlet) is the source of this 3785-nucleotide messenger RNA. RefSeq names its product trophoblast glycoprotein-like. Bases 628 to 1791 code for a protein of 387 amino acids. The record is from RefSeq and is a predicted model, not a curated record. NCBI's taxonomy places the organism in Eukaryota, Metazoa, Chordata, Actinopteri, Acipenseriformes, Acipenseridae. The transcript has 2 exons. Gene Ontology annotation, molecular function: protein binding. Gene Ontology annotation, biological process: negative regulation of canonical Wnt signaling pathway. Gene Ontology annotation, cellular component: plasma membrane.
GGCAGACUCAUUUCCAACUAAACUGAGGAGUGAGAGGCAUUUAUCGAAAAAAAGGGAGUUCUGUGGAAAACAGUUUCAGAGAUUUUUCCUGAAAAAUAUAUUACGAUGGGAAGCUAGGACUCGAGAUCAAAGAAGCAUUGUAACUGGAGACCGCCAGAGAAACUCACCUUACUCAGAACGCUUCCUGAGAAGAGAGGAUUUGGAUCAGACGCAUAUUUGUGAGCGUGCUUAUUUCUUUAAACGACUUUUAAUUGUUUAUUUAUAUCACUGAUGUACAUGUAUGUUUUAAUUGUACAUCUGGGGGAUGAGUUGGAACAGAAGAAAGUUUUACGGCAAAUUUGAGAAGUGGGAUCAUUUGAUCACGUUGAAAGAUUACUUUAUUUUAUAUGUGUAAUUAAUAUAGAAAAACAGAAGAAAAACUUACGCCAGCGACAUUUUUUUUUCCAAGACAUUUUUUAGUUCUUCUUGUAAAAUCUAAUUUGGGAAAGAAGGCGUUCCAACACAUAUUACUCCCAUUGAUCUAUCUGUCAUCUGUUGAUGUAUUUAUUUCAAAAACUUUAAUAUCGGAUCUCUCUUACUUUAGGAUCUCUCUUGUGAAAACGGGGUUGUGUUAAGCAACUAAAGAAAAUGUUAGUUGCCGGUCCUUUAUUUUAUAUUAAAACCAGGCCGCCUUAUCAUAAGAAACUAAAUCAUUUCCAAACUGGUUUAGUUAUUUUUGUCCAUGUUUUGGUGUUUGCACAGGCAACAACUUGCCCUCAAAACUGUGAGUGUUCUGGGCUUGGCAGAACUGUAAUUGUGAAAUGCGUCAACAAGGACUUGAAUGCUAUUCCCCAACCGUUACCUUUAAAUGUCAAGACUCUCUUUAUAACGGGGAAUGACAUCCCUCACCUCAAACAUGAUGCAUUCCCACAGUCCCUGGACCAGCUAACUAACCUGAACCUAAGUAGAAAUAAGAUAGAGGUCAUUGACCCGUUUGUCUUCACCAAAAUGCCAAGCCUGAAACAACUUGAUCUGAGCAAUAACAGGAUUUACAAAUUCAGUCCCAAAGGUUUCAGUACCAACAACGUAUUGCAAGAAUUAAAUCUAAGCAGCACCCUAUUCAAUAACUCCUUCAUAGAGGAAAUAUCAGCUUUGGUUCGGAACGAGACUCUAGUAAACCUGGUGAGGUUGGAAUUAUCAGGUAAUGGUCUGAUGUAUCUCCCUGAGGAUAUGUUUACAAGCUUACCAAAUCUGAAGACACUUGCCUUAAGAAACAAUUCCAUUGUUAACUUGAAAAAUGGGACUUUUAAAAAUCUAAGACUUAAGAGUUUGGACAUGAGAGAGAACUCCCUGAAAGAACUCUCAAAUGCCACCCUGGAUGACUUUGACCUCCAACCAGACAUCUCUAUCCAGCUGGCGGAUAAUGCUUGGGUUUGUGAUUGUAAUAUUGAAGAUCUCCUCGUUUGGCUUGGGAGAUCGGACGCUGUGUUGGACAAAGGAGAACUGUCCUGCGCUUUCCCAGACAGCUUGAGGGACACACGGCUCCUUGAAGUGAACAUCUCGGAGCUGCACUGCCCUUUCUGUAAAGACAUGAAAAGCGUUUUGCAAACUUCUUAUGUCUUUCUGGGAAUUGUGCUGGCACUGAUCGGAGUGAUUUUCCUCCUGGUUUUGUACCUGAAUAGAAAAGGAAUAAAGAAGUGGAUUUAUAACAUCCGAGAUGCGUGCCGAGAUCACAUGGAAGGGUACCAUUACAGAUAUGAAAUUAGCACAGACCCACGGUUAACCAACCUCAGUUUGAAUCCUGAAGUUUGAAAGUAAUUAUAAUUGACAGGCACAUUGACUUGUUAUAGCUAUGCAUGACAUCCUCUCACUAAAAAUAGGCUUAAGUCUGUGCUUGCCCUUUUCCAUAGAAACCAGACUUUGCAACAGUAAUAACUUUAUGUGUUCCUGCUAGGAAUUUGCCAUCAUGCACCCUAAUGAUGUGAUGUUCAUUGAUGUGUUUUGUCGUUCUUUUGAUAUUGUGCAAUGCUGCAUGGUGAGAGACUUACAAUACUGCGGGGCCUUAGCAAGGAUAUUGAACUGUACAUUCUAUUUGAAGAUGCAUUUUCUCCUACAACACUUGCAAUGAUUUACAGAUUUUCAUACUACUUCUAAAUAUAGUAUUAAUGUGUCAUUAUAAUAAAUACAGUAAGCCUAUGCUGUGUAACAUAUAGCACAUUUACGGUUUAUACAUAUCUACAUGUUAUUAUUCCCUUUGCAAAGUUGAAUGUUUAAAUUGGUUAUCUUGGUGGUCCAGUGGUUAGAGAAAGGGGCUUGUUACCAGGAGGUUCCCAGUUUAAAUCCCAGCUCAGCCACUGACUCACUGUGUGUGACCCUGAGCAAGUCACUUAACCACCUUGUGCUCCGUCUUCGGAUGAGAUGUCAAACUGAGGUCCUGUUGUAAGCAUAGUUCACCCCCUAAUCUCUGUAAGUUACUUUGGAUAAAAGUGUCAGCUAAAUGACUAAAUAAUAAUAAUAACCUUAAGUAAUACUUUUUCUUCCAUGUUUUUUCUUUUGAGAAAAAAAGGUAAUGCUGUUUAUAAAGUACUGUGCAUGUCAUAACAUUUGUUUUUUCAAGUUUGUGGUUUGCGUCCUUGAAACAAUUCAGACUUUUUUAAAGAGCUUACAGUUAAAAAGACUGUAAGCAGAUUGUAGCACAAGAGUAGAGAAGGUUUUCUUACUUCAUCAAAAUAAACUAACAAAUACUGGGAAGAAAUUUCACUUUUGGGAUUACCUGUUUGUGCUUUACAGUCUUGCUUUUCCUCUGAAACUAAAACUGUAAAAUGUAAUGAAAGAGAUUACUGUAUGUGGCUCCAAGCAUACAACAAACUGGGUUACAGGUGUUAGCCUUAGUGUUUGAUUUAAACAGUAGCAAGGCUACUUUUACAUGCUUAUGUAGUCUCAAUACAUAGGCUAUAAGGUGUAGUGUUAAGGUAAGAGCUAGCAACGACACCAUAUUUAGAGAGCUUCUCAUAAUGGGUUUUCUGAUUCAAUACAAACAUGUAAAAUAUGUUUUAAACAUUUAAAACAGUUAUUCUUAAAGUUUAAGAAAAAAACAAUCUAAAGGUCUCUCUUGUUGCACACGUUUUGUGAAACACAGACGCCUGUGGGACUGGCAUGUUUCUGAUAAUGUUUAAGACAAAAUUAUAAUCUAUAAAAUUUAGCUUAUGUUUAAAUAUUUAAAAUACAUUUACACCAUUGCUUAUAUUUGAGUUUUUUAAUAAGCUGUUCAGAGGCACGUAUCCUGUAGAAUCAAUCGUAAUCCCUACUAAUAUGUGGUCUGCCUGUAAUAAGCACAAUAUGUUACUGGAGGGAUAGAACCCAAAGGAACCUCUUGAGACCGCAUGGUGCCUAUGGAAUGUGUUUUGUUUUGUAUUGUAUCCUGUAUCGGGGGUGCACGAGGAUAAUAGACACUGUACUGAAGGUGCUUUGCUUUUAUUUAUUUUUUUAACCAGUGAAACAAAAGCAUGUUUUAAAGAAAGUUAUGUGCAAAUAAACAAGAAUGACCAUUACAAACGUUGAAAUGUGUAAUGUGUAAACCUUAAAAUACAAUGGAAGUGGAAAAUCGCUGAACAGAAUUACAUUUUGCAUGAGUUACUAAGACUGGUACUAAGCAGAAACAGCAAUACAGAAUUAAACAAUACACAGUAAGUAUUGUAUAUUAGGCAGGCAAGAAAAUACAUUUACUAAAAAGGUAAGUGGUAAAUCCUUUAAAUUGGUAGCCACCACCGGUGUAACUUUUCAAAAUAAAUAAAGGUUUGAUUUUU